UUCCAAAACGGACUAUCUAACUCUCGUAUAUCGGAUCGGAUCGGGGCAGACAAUGUGCCAUUAUAAUGCCAUAAAGCCCACAAAGGUGGUGUAUGGGUAUUUUGUGUAUAGAGAAAAGGAGUUAAUUAAUUUAUUUUAUUGGCAAUAACAUGAUUUAGAAAUUAGCACAUCGUGUGGCUUGCUCUCAGUGGUGCCCUGCUCUCCGCCGUAACACCUCCACACGCAUCCGUAUCUGUAUCUGCGGUAUCUGUCUAAGUGCUCAGCGACAAAAAAAUCACACAUUCCGCCAAUGUAUAAAAUGCCGGAGCGCUUACAGUUGUUCCCAUUAAACUUGCAACAGCUCAGCGUUCAAGUCAAGGCGAUAGAUCUCAUCCGGAAUUGAACUACCACUGCUAGCCCCCACUUGUAAUAUCACGUAUACGCCUCCGCCAUGGUGCAAACAGAUGAGAUACUUGAGGCUCUGAAGCGCCAGAGCGAGGAUCGGGAUGCCAAAGAGCGGGAGGAGAACUAUAGGAAGGACAAGGAGCAGGUGACCACUGAGACGGCGGCCAUGAUCGAGGAGAUCAUCGAGGGCAUCUCGCUGCAAAAUCGUCGCGGCACCAUAGUCCGUACGAUUUCCGCGAUUAUCAGUCAUCGCGAGCAGGAGCAACGGAAUGCUGAGGACGUUCUUUUCGAUAUGUUCGCCAGCGAGGAGACGGGCCUCAUAUCGAUGGGAAAGUUCCUGGCCGGGCUGAAGACCACUGGCAUUCGCAGGAAUGAUCCUCGAGUGCGCGAGUUGAUGGAUAAUCUAAAGAAAGUUCAUAAACUGAACAACUACGAGACGGGUUCCUCUGCGGAAACCCAGCAUCUGAACCGGGAGACUUUCAAGGCUGUGGUGGCUCCUAAUAUUGUCCUCAUAGCCAAGGCCUUCCGGCAACAGUUUGUCAUUCCCGACUUCUCGAGUUUCGUUAAGGACAUCGAGGAGAUCUACUGUCGCUGCAAGAGCAAUACCUUGGGAAAACUGGCCGACUAUAUUCCUCAGUUGGCCCGAUACAGUCCUGAUUUCUGGGGCGUUAGCAUUUGUACAGUGGAUGGCCAGCGGUACUCCAUCGGUGAUGUGGAGGAGCCCUUCACCCUCCAGAGUUGCAGCAAACCACUGACCUAUGCCAUCGCUUUAGAGAAACUGGGACCCAAGGUGGUGCACUCUUACGUUGGCCAGGAGCCAAGUGGAAGGAACUUUAAUGAACUGGUCCUGGAUCAAAACAAGAAACCCCACAACCCGAUGAUCAAUGCUGGUGCCAUACUUACUUGCUCUCUGAUGAAUGCUCUGGUCAAGCCAGACAUGACCUCGGCAGAGAUCUUCGACUAUACCAUGUCCUGGUUCAAGCGUCUCUCCGGCGGCGAGUACAUUGGCUUCAAUAAUGCCGUAUUCCUGUCGGAACGCGAGGCUGCCGAUAGAAACUAUGCCCUAGGCUUCUACAUGCGGGAGAACAAGUGCUUCCCCAAGCGCACCAACCUAAAAGAGGUGAUGGACUACUACUUCCAGUGCUGCUCCAUGGAGACCAACUGCGAGGCCAUGUCGGUGAUUGCCGCCAGCUUGGCCAACGGUGGCAUCUGCCCAACCACCGAGGAGAAGGUCUUCCGGCCGGAAGUCAUACGGGAUGUACUCUCCAUCAUGCACUCCUGCGGCACCUACGACUACUCCGGUCAGUUCGCCUUCAAGGUGGGUCUGCCGGCCAAGUCUGGUGUCAGCGGCGGCAUGAUGCUGGUCAUUCCCAACGUUAUGGGCAUCUUCGCCUGGUCACCGCCCCUGGAUCAUCUGGGCAACACAGUGCGAGGACUGCAGUUCUGCGAGGAACUGGUCAACAUGUUCAACUUCCAUCGCUACGAUAACCUGAAGCACCUGUCCAGCAAGAAGGAUCCCCGCAAGCAUCGCUACGAGACCAAAGGCCUGUCCAUUGUGAACCUUCUGUUCUCGGCUGCCAGCGGAGAUGUCACCGCCUUGAGGCGCCAUCGCCUCUCCGGAAUGGACAUCACCCUGGCCGAUUAUGAUGGCCGCACAGCCCUCCAUCUGGCCGCCUCCGAGGGGCAUCUGGAGUGCGUCAAGUUCCUGCUGGAGCAGUGCCAUGUGCCGCACAAUCCCAAGGAUCGUUGGGGCAACCUGCCAGUGGACGAGGCCGAGAACUUCGGCCACCGUCACGUGGUGGAGUUCCUGUGCUCUUGGGCCGAGAAGGCGGACGUCGCCAGCGAGGAGUGCAAGCCCGAGGCGGUCACCACCAAGACGCAAGCAGAUGAGGUCAGUUCAAGUAUAAAAUCUAGUCAAGAUUCAAGACCCAUUGUCAAGACGAAUCCAUCGAAACCCACUCCCGGUUCAUCUGAUGAAAAACACAAAUCAAACUUUGCUUUUCAGGAAAUUGUCAGCACCAGCGAUCUGGAGACCAGCCCGGCCACCAGUCCCAUUCCUACGCCCGCCGAACCGGGAACGCCGGCCGGAUCCGGCCGCUCCAGUCCGGUGCCAUCGGAUGCGGGUAGUACGGCCAGCGUCGGCAGUGGAAGCAGCAGAGAGGACAAGACCAAGCCAGGACUAUAAGCAGCAGCCGGAGCAGCCGUAGCCGCCCUGUAGAAUCUCGCCUCCCUCUAUCCUCCUAAAUUAUUCGCACAAAAACUUAGGAAAUACGGAAAUACGGUAUUAGAUUAAAGAAUAAGAUUAUGCCCUAUCCAAAAUACCCAGUUCCUCCCACUGGUCACUUGGUCCUUCGUCCUUUGAUCAGGACGUACUUGUAGUCCUUAGUUAGCCGCAUCUAUUCCAGGGUAUACUUCGAAACAAUGACAAUAAUCUUAACAAAUAUCGACUAACCCACAAGGAAUGAGGGUCUGUGACCCGUCUUAACUUUAUUUUGCAUUCAAAUUCGUCAAUUGAUAUUUGUAUGUGCUUAUGUGUAUAUGUAUGUGUGUUUGUAUACAUGUAUUGAUUAUCCUGUUCCAAUAAGCCAGGCCAUAUUAAGGCUCUGGUCAUUAAAUAUACAACAUAUAUGUAUACAUAGUUAGAUGAUCGAAAAUAAAUAGUUUUAUGACACAUUUGUGUCUUUACUUCA
This is a messenger RNA of Drosophila ananassae, 3074 nucleotides long. RefSeq names its product glutaminase kidney isoform, mitochondrial (gene GLS). Gene Ontology annotation, molecular function: glutaminase activity; protein binding. Bases 431 to 2569 code for a protein of 712 amino acids. Gene Ontology annotation, biological process: L-glutamine catabolic process. The record is from RefSeq and is a predicted model, not a curated record. Lineage: Eukaryota; Metazoa; Arthropoda; Insecta; Diptera; Drosophilidae. The transcript is spliced from 4 exons.